This is a messenger RNA of Antechinus flavipes (yellow-footed antechinus), 945 nucleotides long. RefSeq names its product olfactory receptor 480-like. Gene Ontology annotation, molecular function: G protein-coupled receptor activity; odorant binding; olfactory receptor activity. Gene Ontology annotation, cellular component: membrane. The transcript has a single exon. Gene Ontology annotation, biological process: sensory perception of smell; G protein-coupled receptor signaling pathway. NCBI's taxonomy places the organism in Eukaryota, Metazoa, Chordata, Mammalia, Dasyuromorphia, Dasyuridae. The record is from RefSeq and is a predicted model, not a curated record. Bases 7 to 945 code for a protein of 312 amino acids.
AGACAGAUGUCUGGCAAUAACUGCACUGCUGUGACUGAAUUCAUUCUUUUGGGGUUAACAGAUGAUCCAACCUUUCGUGUCAUCCUCUUUGUGAUAUUUCUGGGUGUCUAUACAGUCACCUUAGUUGGUAACCUUAGUAUUAUCAUAUUGAUUAAAAAUAGCUCCCAGCUUCACACUCCAAUGUACCUUUUCCUCAGCCAUUUGGCUUUUGUGGAUGUUGGCUAUUCUUCGUCUGUUACACCUCUCAUGCUCAUCAACUUCCUUGUGGACAAGACUGCGAUCCGUAGGGGAGAGUGUGUGGCUCAGUUUUGUUUUGUAGCCAGUUUUGGGACAUCUGAGUGCUUCUUGCUGGCUGUAAUGGCCUAUGAUCGGUAUAUGGCCAUCUGUAGCCCCCUACUCUACUCCACAAACAUGUCUAUUAGAGUUUGCACUCUGUUACUCAUCACAGCCUACCUAGGUGCUUGUGUAAAUACUUGGAUUGUUACUGGUUGCUUAUUGACUCUGUCCUUCUGUGGAGCCAAUAAGAUCAACCACUUUUUCUGUGAUUAUUCACCACUUUUGAAGAUUUCCGACUACCAAGAUGAUCUUGCUGAAAUUCUUCCUGCUGCCUCUGCUGGGUCAGUAAUUAUAAUUACAGUGUUAAUUGUCAUAAUUUCUUAUGUAUAUAUCCUCUUCUCUGUCCUUAAAAUAAGAUCCACUGAAGGGAGAUAUAAAGCUUUCUCAACUUGCACUUCCCACCUGACAGCAGUUACUCUGUUCUAUGGGACCACUACAUUCAUUUAUGUGUUGCCUAGCUCCAGCUACACAAUGGAUGAGAAUAAAGUGGUGUCUGUUUUCUAUACUGUAAUAAUCCCUAUGUUGAACCCCCUGAUCUACAGUCUCAGGAACAAUGAAGUUAAAGAGGCUUUGAGGAAACUGAUGAAUAGGAAACAUCUUUUUUCAUGA